AGAAAAAUGAGCCUUCCAAAGUAUUUGACCUUUGACCUUCAAUAAUUCAAAAUGUCGAAUUUUCCGUUCAUAAGUAUGUUUGGACGAAAUGUUCGCCAGGACCAGCUCUAAAACAUAUUCAAAAAUCAUUGAAAAAGCUUGGGCCAAUUUUUUGCAAAAUUGGAAAAACCUCAUUUUUGACCUAUUUUUGAGGGAUAGGGAACGUACGAAAGGGGAGGGGGGAAAAGUAAAGAGGUUGGGUAAGAUAAGAUAAGAUUUUGCCAGGGGUCAGUUCUGCAUUUCGGAUUUCCGAUGCAUCCAGGCCACCAAUUGGGCCCCUUAUGCUUCCCCACUCCUAUUCUAUCUUAUCCCCCGAUACGGGUAGCCGCUCUAUAUCACAGCUCUGUGAGCAGUCAGUGCCGUUAAUAUGUCACAGCAUCCCUUCUCGGUGUGUGUUUGGGAUCAGUGACAGCGAAUAUUUGUAUCGAUUGAAGUACCACUUUCACAUCGAAACUCGUUCUCGUACCAGCCUCUAUUGUUUAGGCGGUUCACUUUUUUUGCCAAUAUGCACUAUUGACAUUCAUUCAUUCACUGGACGAAUUCAAAUCCGAUAUGGCAUGAGAAAUCUUUUUCUGCUGCUGCUCAGCUUUGAACCCCAGACCUCGCAGACAUAGAGCUACUACUCUAUCCACUGACCCACUCGAGGCCCUCAAAGAGGUUGGGUACGAGAUAGUGUCAUUUGAGGAGGGGUCAUCGAAGACCGGAAGUCUAUAUCUCUUACCGUUUAAGCUCCAGAACAGUGAGAAGUUGAAAAAAAAGUCGUUUAUAUAAGUGCUCCCUCUUUGAGUUCGAGCAGUAAAAAAGAUGGAAUAAGACAUCUGUAGAACGACUUAGAUACCCGAAAUUUCCAGGAAGUCAAUUUCAUACAACUUUACUUUUUUUAAAGGUUUAACUCUUUUAGUAAAAACUCUUAGUAAUUAUCCUUCAAACAUUUAGCAUUGUUUCCGAGAAUUACUAGUUUGGGUCAUAAAGGUUACAUAUAAGGGAAUGUAGGCAGCCUUCGCACAUUUUUUUCGUGCUUCAUAUUCAGGACUUUUUUCUGACAAAACUGUAAAGUGGGCAGUGAAUUGCACUACACCAAAAAGUUCUCUGAUCUUUUAGGUUUCUAUCCAUGUCUAGUCCACUAUCACAGAAUUGUUGGUUUUUCCUGGACAUAAAAAUGAAAAAAAUAUGACGAUUUGUGCGAUUCUUGCCUCCGGGGCAAGAAUCGCACAAAAAAUAAAUUUUAUCUACAAUUAAGAAUUAUUUUCCGAUUGUUAUACUGUAUCCCCGUGAACCCGCAGAAACUAUCACUGCACUAAAAGAACAUCUUUAAAACACCUUUUUUCACAUUUUCUGGAGCACUGUUUUUUCUUCCAAAUGAAUAUCGAAAAAUCGACUAUGAACAUGUUCACACGGUUCACACUGUGAAUAACCGUCGUCUCAUGAAGAUGGGAAGGUGACUAUACGCCUGUCGAAGAGGAAAUGACCACGAAUGUCUCACUGUGGCUUAUGAGGCUUAAGUGAGGUUAUGAUUUUCAAGCUGGAGUUGUCUGAUAUGCAUGUGCGACCGCUCACACAUUCAGUGUUUGAAACCACACACAGUGUAGUACUUGCGCAUUUUCCGCCACCGAAAAAAUAAUUUCCCUCCGAUACAAAAAAUUAUAACGUAAAUAUCAUCUCAAGUAUACUCUUCAUCCACUGUGUAAGUGAUUUUUUUUUAGAAAUGAGUUUAACUAUGAGAAAUCAAAUGAAAUAUGCGCCAUCAAAAUUACCCAUUUUAGGCCAAUUUUUUAUUUGUGAUCCUAGCACCUAGGAUAGAAGGGUUUGGCUGCCUAUUCUUACAAUGAAGAUAAGGUUCGUAAAUACUUAACUUAUGGCUAAGAAAUGCGGAACCAACUCUUUCGAAAUAAAGAAAUAUAAAAAUUUUUUGAAACUCUUUUUGCUUCUGAAAUUGACAUUUUUAUUUUUUUUUAAUGUUUUUAAAUAAAAUAUACAAAGUAGAAUGACAUAUCUUUCAGUAAAAAAUAAAUUUAUUUUAGUCAGAUAACUUUAAAUCGGUAUUUUUAUGGAAAUUGGAAAUUAAUUUUUUUUUACACAAAUAUUUUUUGUUGCUUUUUCUCUGUCACACAAAACUGGGAAUAGCAAUUAAACGAAGAGUCAAAAUGAGUUCAAACUUUCAAGAGAUGUAUAUAAGACUAUUACCGAGGACACUAUAGCACUUUUAAAUAAAUAAAACCUUUAUUGUCGCUGUAAAUUUGAUUUUUGGGAAGACCGCCUGGAGGCGGUCUUACCCGUUAGAGGGUUAAAUGAUCAAUAAAAAAUAAAUCUAAGAACGGAAAUUGUUAAUCUUUUGGUUUGUUUUUAGGAUUUUUAAGUGAUUUGGUUCUUCUCCCGGUUCACCGUUGCUCUGAUCUGCCGAUCAAUGUGUUUGCACCCUAAUAUAGCUUUUAUUAACAACUCUGUAACUUUAUUAGUAUUUAUUUUACGAUUGUUUAUCUACCUUUUUCCAACUUGUACACACAGAGAGUCUUCCCUUCUGUGUCUGUUGCGAGUCGAAGGGAAUGUCUCCAGUGAACCAAGUUAAAUUGACUCUGUGAUAGCCACUUCCUCGUCAACCGGGAAGAGCACCAACGUCUAUCGACAGGUUUUAUGCGAAUGAUUUUACCUGGAGAGUAUCUUGCACACAUUUUCUCUCUCUCAAAGAGAGGGAUUGCUUUUUUUGUUAUAUGUGUGCCUCUAAAACUCUAAGAGACCAUCUCAUUGUGAGGUGAGUGUGUGGAACUCUCAUGAAGAAUCCAUCCGCAAAGAAGAACCACCGGACGCAAAAACCUUUCUUUUAGAUCAUUCUCUGGCAAAGGCAACAGGCAAAACGAUCGUGAAUUUGCUCUAGCGAGUGUAACUGAGGAUUUUUCAAUAAUUUUUUUUUCAUUCUGCAUUGCCUGAACCUCGACAUUUCAUCAAUUAUUCCCGAGACAAGAAAUCAAUUGAGCGCGUGUUUUCAAUCGAUAAGUGACUUUAUCGCCUUUGCGAUUUUAUUGAUGCAUUGAGUGAAAAGUGCAUUGUAUAUUGGAGAGAGGACUUACUGACCAAACUCAAUUGAUCCAUAUUUUCACAAACACAUAUUUAUGCCACAAUUUUUAUGUGGACACAUGUUUGUAUUGGAGUUUUAGUGCAAAGAAAAAAGAGCGCGAAAAAGUGAGUGUCUUGUAAAGUGAAAUAUUAGUGCGGCAAUAUAUCGAAAAAAAAAGACUAUAUGGUGUUGUCUAUGCAAUAAAUGUUGGAAAAGUAUCACCAGUACAUAUUUAACUGACUCGUUUAUUUAUUGUUUCACAUGAACCAUACUCAUAAAAAAAAAAUAAGACGGCGGCAUCGAAUGAACUUGGCAGAAGUCGGGCAGUUUGCUUAGAGGCAUCGAGAAGUGCAGUGCGUGAUUCAUUUUGAACAUAAAACGCAACAAACUCUCCUCUGGUUCAUUUUUCUGACCUUGCGUGUUGCCCAAGAAAUUCCCAAGUGAUACUCUAUCUGCCCCUUUUCUCCAUAUCGCAAGACAAAAAAAAAAGAAAAAAAAACCCAACAAGAGAUCCAAUUCUCGCAAAUCCCUCUGACUGAUCUUCAGAGAAUUUCACAACUUUAAAAAAAAUAAUUAAAAAAUGUGAGAUUUUUGGUGAAUUAUUUGCAGUUCUUAGUGUAGAAGGAAUAAAUUUCAAAUAUUUGAUUAAAAUGUGACGCGAUUUUUUUUCUUUUCCACUGUUCUCCCAAGUAUUAUCUCAGUUUGUAAAGAUAUAAAAGUGGUUCUGUUUGUAUUACUCACAAAUUGUCAUUGUGAUUAUCAGUCAUUUGUGGAAAUUAUAGGAAAAUUAUUUUUCCAUCCAGCUGAAUGAAUGAGGAAAGUCCACUUGUAAAAAGAAAAAUUCACGCAGGCACCUGGAGGACCGACUGUUCCGUGCCAGAGGAUACAGCUGAGAACCUCACUGCCAUCCACGUGAGCUUUAUGCCCCUCUGGACAAGUCGCAUUGGACGGGCCCCACGCAAAAAGCCACUCAAGUGCACUCAAUAAGUGUUUGCCAAUUUUGCGCCAAUUUCCACACAUUUAAUGCCCCCAAUGUAUUCAUCGCUUCAAAUACUUACAAUCAAAGUGAAAGUGAUGAAAUUGUGACAAAAACAAAACCUGAACAGCCCUCUUAAGCCAUCAAAAAGACAUCUUAUUGAAAAUUUUAUGUGAGCUUAUUUAUCGCCUUGUGUUGAAUUUCUUGGAAAAGAAAAGAAUAAAAUAAUAAACUUUAGUGCAAAAUUGUGAAUUUAAAUUUAACGAGGGUCAUUACUAAAGUGGUGUAAAGUACCCAGAACUAGGACGUACAUCAAGUGAAUUAAAUUGUGAAAAGCAGCAAAAAUGAGUCAACAGGAUUACAACAACCGGAGGAAAUUGUCUUUCCUUGGCUUCAAUCCAAGGCAGACAGACAAUGGAGACCCUAACGAGGUGCAGCUGGAUGAGGAAAUGGAAAAAGUUUUUGCCGGAUCAGAUCGUGAAAAGGAAAAAUUUAGUGUCCUACAAUUGGCUGGAUCAGCAGAUGAAAAGCCUCAGCCAUCACCUGUCUCAGGAAAAUUUCUCGAUCCUGACCAUGAUCAGCAUCGCAACGAACCAUAUCCCCACAAGCUUUCCCCGUCGAAACCCAGCCGCAGUAUGAAGCGUCAAGACUCGAAGGACACAAAUUCCCAAGACGAGGAUAAAGCUGAAUCCGCACGAAGGACUCCAACUGUGAUUCCCUACAAUCGUGCUCUCCCACUCUCAUCGCCCACCCGGAGUCUGGGCAGCGGCAGUGGGGAAUCUGACCAUGCACCUCAGAUCUCAGAACGCGCUGCUGCACUCAAAAGGGACCACGACGACGACGACGAGGAAAAACGUAUCAAGGUGAAAUUUGAGGGUAGUCAGGGAGAUACGGAUGAAGCACCAGAUGAGAAGGAUGAGCAUGGGAGACGUCGAAAGUCCCGCCAUCAGCACUAUAAGCAGCGUAAGCACUCACUCUCAGACAAACAGACCGGAGGAGUUCCUGAAUCCGGCGGCAGGCGAGUGUCUGUCCAGCCUGAGGAUGCCACUCUAGACCGAGGAAAACGUGGCAAGGAAGCUGAUAUUGACGAAUUGACAUCGCAUCGUUCUGAUGAUCCACGUGGAAUGCGUCGACACAAAAUCCAACCGAGCUCACAGAGUGCCCGAAAGGAUUCCACAACGGUUCCCAUGGGGAAACCACCAACCGGAAAGAAAACCAUUGACCACAGUCCACAUGAUGUCUUUGUCCAGUUGGACGAAUUGGUGGGACAUGGAGAGGAAGCCGAAUGGAAGGAGACAGCACGUUGGAUCAAAUAUGAAGAAGAUGUGGAAGAGGGUUCAGAUCGCUGGGGUCGUCCCCAUGUAGCAUCUCUCUCAUUCCACUCACUCCUCAAUCUCAGACGUUGCCUGGAGACUGGAGUUGUGCUAAUGGACUUGGAAGAAAAAGAUCUUCCUGGCGUGGCAUACAGGGUUGUUGAACAGAUGGUUGUUGAGGAUCUAAUUCAGGCAGAUGACAAAGCCACAGUCUUACGAGCCCUCCUCCUGCGUCAUCGACACGUGAAUGAGUCCCAUUCGGGCUUUCACUUUGGCUCACGACGCAAAUACAGCAGCUAUACAAGUUUGCAGUCGUUGUGGAUUCAGGAAGAACUGGGCACACUCGGUGUCAAGAAUGGCUGCCCAAGGCGUCCGUUUAGUCCACCAACAGCCACAACCGAUGGUUCUAUCCCAAGGCGUCACUCAACUCUAUCCUACUUACUAUUCAAUUUGAGUGAGGACAAGAAACCAAAGAUUGUCCCUGCUGGUGAAAUCAAUGGAUUCGGUGGGAAUGACACCAAAAUUGAUAUCAAGGAAGAAGUCUAUUCCUCAUCUCAGGAAGAUUUAGUGAGGAAAGCCCAAAAUGACACGAUCCUUAGGAGAAUUCCUCAAGGUGCUGAAGCAACAACGGUCUUGGUCGGAGCUGUGGAUUUCUUAGAACAGCCUACAAUUGCCUUUGUACGUCUGGCUGAAGGAAUCACUAUGCCAAGUAUCACUGAGGUACCCAUCCCUGUGCGGUUCCUCUUUAUUCUCCUGGGGCCAAAGAACAUCGAACUGGACUACCAUGAAAUUGGUAGAUCAAUUGCUACGCUCAUGUCCAAUACUCAUUUCCACGAUAUCGCCUACAAAGCUGAUGAUCGCAAGGAUCUCCUAUCGGCCAUCAAUGAAUUCCUAGAUGAUUCCAUUGUGCUUCCACCGGGAAAUUGGGAGCGACAGGAAUUGUUGCCAAUUGAAGAGCUAAAGGCCAAGAGUGAACGCAUUCGCAACAGGAAAGUCAAGGCAAUGCAGGAGAAGAAUAAGGACAAGCAACAGUUAAUUGCUGAUGAGGAGAAGCGUCUUCUGGCUGCUGCCGAGGGAGAUCCCGGUGGUAGGAAACCCACAGGACCUCUAGAGAAGACAGGAAGAUGGUGGGGAGGAGUGAUUAAUGACAUGAAGCGUAGGCUUCCGAUGUACAAGAGUGACAUCACCGAUGGCCUCAAUACUGAAACUCUAGCUGCGAGUCUCUUCAUGUACUUUGCUGCCCUGUCCACUGCCAUCACUUUCGGUGGUCUGGCCUCAGAUAAAACCCACAAUCUUAUCGGGAUCUCCGAAACUCUAAUAUCUCAGUCAAUUGCUGGGAUCUUCUUCCAUGCUGUCUGUGGUCAACCUUUGGUUAUCAUCGGUACUACGGGUCCCCUGCUCCUCUUCGAUGAAGCCCUGUAUGAAUUCUGCAAGGCCAAUGGCUUUGAAUUCCUCACAAUGAGGGUCUGGGUUGGUCUAUGGCAGAUUGUUAUCGCUCUGGUGGUCUCUGCCUUUGAAGGCAGCGUCUAUGUACGCCUCUUCACAAGAUUCACUCAAGAGAUCUUCUCUGCCCUCAUUACGCUGAUCUACCUCGUAGAGACAGCAAUGAAACUCGUCAAAGUGUACAAGAGACAUCCUCUCUAUGCUGAGUACAACUUCAAGAACGUAACUCCUCCAGUUCCACCGGAACCUGUAUCAACUGUUGUAAGUUACCUCACUGGCAACGACACAGAAGAUCCAACGGAAGUCACCACAAUUUUGACAACAAUUGCCGAAGAAGUUUCGAAUAUUGCAACAACUAUCCAGGAAAAUGUAACUAGUGCCAUAACAACAACUCUCACAACUCCACAAACUCAGGAGAUUGCUGCAGUGUCGGACAACAGUACUCUUCUUCCACCCUUCGAUGACCUGGGUCCACUCAAUCAACCCAACACAGCUCUAUUCUGCACAAUUCUCACCCUGGGCACCUUCACUCUCGCCUACUACCUUAGAAUCUUCCGCAACUCUCACUUCCUAGGACGCACAGCCAGACGUGCUCUUGGAGAUUUUGGCGUACCUGUGUCCAUUGCCAUCUUCGUGGCUGUGGACUUUAUGAUUCCCCAAGUGUUCACCGAUAAACUCUCAGUACCCGAGGGUAUCUCACCCAGUGAUCCCGAAAACAGAGGCUGGGUCAUCCCAUGGGGUCCAGUACCCAUGUGGGUACCAUUUGCCUCAGUCAUUCCAGCCCUUCUAGUAUAUAUCCUCAUUUUCAUGGAAACUCACAUCUCCGAGUUGAUUGUCGACAAACCCGAACGAGGUCUGAAGAAGGGUUCAGGACUCCACAUGGACAUUGUACUCCUGUCCAUCUGCAAUACUGUUUGCAGCUUCUUUGGCAUGCCUUGGCACUGUGCAGCAACUGUUCGAUCAGUAACUCAUGUGUCAUCAGUUACAAUAAUGUCCAGGACCCAUGCUCCUGGUGAUAAACCCCAUAUCGUGGACGUGAAGGAACAACGACUAUCUGGCCUCUUUGUUUCCGUGAUGGUUGGCCUGUCUGUGGCCAUGGCACCAAUCCUCCGACUCAUCCCCAUGAGUGUCCUCUUUGGAGUUUUCCUCUACAUGGGCAUCGUCUCCAUGGUAGGCGUUCACUUCUUCGAGAGACUAAAGCUCUUCUUCAUGCCAGUGAAAUAUCACCCGUCAGAACCAUUUGUGCGUCGUGUUCCCACGUGGAAGAUGCACAUUUUCACAUUCACCCAAGCAGCUGCACUGGCGAUUCUUUGGGGCGUGAAAUCAUCUUCAUUCUCUCUUGCCUUUCCCUUCUUCCUCAUCAUGAUGGUGCCUCUGCGUCACAAACUAGCUACAUACUUUACAGCAUCAGAACUCAAUGCGCUGGACGGAAACAAACCCGACGUUGAUCCAGACAAUGAACCAGAUUUCUACGAACAAGCUGGAAUGCCAUCGUAAAUCCCAGGACAACAAGAAAUAUAUUUAUUGACUUUGAGACAAGCCCAUUCCCCCUGCAGAAAUGCAACCACACCUCAUCUUGAAGGAUGUUUUGAGACAAACACAGAAAAUUUAUCUUACAGCCCAGAGACUAUAGUUUUGGACAAGUAUAAAUAUUAGUAAGAGAAAAAUGGGAAGAUUGACAAGGUAUAUAGAAAGGGAAAUAUAUAUUUUCUUAAGAAGAAAGCAUAUUUACAAGAGAAGAGUAAAUGGUUAAACAUAUAUUUAUGAUAGAAAUAUUGUUUUCUCUUUCAACACACAACACUUUAAAUGGACUUUCCCUCCACGUGGAAAGUUUAGCAGAAAGUAUUUUCUUAAAGUAUUUUGCAGUAUUUUCCCUUUUUAGAAUGGAAAACACAAUUACAAGAAAACUUUUGCACUUUAUACUCAAGUGCAAAAGUAACUAAAAAGGACCUUCGAAAAAAAAGUACUUAAGAUUUUAGUAAAUCUACCUAGAAAAAACCAUAUGGUGCUCUAAAAAAAUACUUUAAAAGAAUAUAUAAUAGUAUUGAAGUAUCCCAUACUAGGGAGUGUACUCUAGAGGAGAUUCAUUUCCCAAAAUAUAUUACAAAAAAAAAUAUAGAAGUAAGUUAUAGAAUGUAUUGUAAAAUAAAAGAAAAAAUCAAAUUAGACAUUGUUCUUCGACAAAAUCAAAAGAACUUACUGAAAAUGUUCAUUUCAUCGGCCAAAAUAGUUGUGAGAUCUCGUUUUUCCAAGAGCACACAAAAAAAGGUAAUUUUAUUUUUAGAAAUACCUAAUCAAAAUAAAUCACUUUAGUCAAACAAUUUUUAGAAAUAAAUAAAGGUAAAUAUAACUUUAUUUUAUUGCAGCGAGGUAGGAUUUCUAUUCCAAAAUAAACUCUGUCAUUUUUAUAAUUUUAGGCCACGCCCAUUUCUUGAGAUUUGGUAGAUUUUGCAGAUUUUCCCGAAAGGAAAAAUCUGUCUGUUUUCGAACAAGAAAUUAUGUUCUAAUUUAAGGAUGUUUUUCUGAGGAAUCCAUCAAUUUGGAAAAUUUGAAGGUUGGUACGUUUGGAAGCUUGAUAAGUUCAGUAAUGUUGUAAAUAGAGCGGAUGACCAGGAGGAAUUGUAAGAGGCUUUUCAGAAGUUUAACGACGAGACACUUUUUACGGACUGAAAAUCAACAAUAAUAAUUAAACUGAGAAACAUAAUCAAUAAUAAGUCUUACGUCUAACCUUGAAAAGUCCAACAGAGUCUGAUUCGGUGUAUUUUUGCCUCCAUGAACAAUAGGGACAAAAAUAGCCCAAAAAUUUAAGUAAUUUUUCUGACAAUACCAAUGAAUAAUAUUUUUUGCUUUAAUGAAAAAUAUUACGCAUGAGUAUUGUAGUUUUUAUUGCCAAAAGGGUUUUGCUUUAAAAAAAAUUGGAAGUAUAAAAAAUAAAUAAAAUCAAUUAUGAUUUUGAGAAUUUAAAAAUUCGCCAUUUUUGAGCUUAAAUAUUUAGUACAUAACAAAUAGCUAGAGACUUGCAAAAAAAUAUUCUAGAUCCCUUCAACCUUCUACUUUACCAUUAUGUACCGACAUAAGAAAAAAAUAACUUUGGGUAGUCAGGAAAAAAUAUUUUCUUUAUGGGACACCGGUGUUCCAAUCGUCCUUAAAGGGUUAACUCUAAUCUAAAAAGUUUAAUUUUUAAGUUUCGUUUUGUUUCUAUCAGUUUACAUUUGAAUUAUUAUUACUUUUAUAUUCCUUUUAUCUUUUGCGCUUCACUACAAGAAGGAAACGUAAUCUAAUUUGUGGUAUUUUUUUUUAAUAAAUUAAAUUAAUAAUAAAAGUAUCAGUCAGCCCUUCCUUACUUUAGCCUUAUUAUUAUAGCCUUACAUCUAAAGAGGAACGAGGAGAUGCUCUGAAACACGCGUCAUAACGGUCACUGUUGUUGACAGAACGCCAUCUGACGGAAAUAUGCUGAAUUAAUAUUUUCUAGCAUUGUAAUUUAGACUCUCCCUGCAUUUUGUCUUUUCAUUUUGUGACUUUAAUGGCGAGACACGCAUGGCGACGACGACUAUAGAAUUUUGGUUAUUUUCUCGAGUAAGUUGUAAAAAUGAUGUAAAAUUAUGUUAUGUAUUGAAUCUAAGAGGGUAUUUCUUUUCUUUGCAAUAGGUUUAUUAAACAGAGACAGACGGAUUUAAUAGAUAUUUAAGCAGAUAUCCAGAAGAAGAUUGAAGUCUUAUUAGGUAUGGGAAAGACAAAGACGAUUUAUUUAGUAAUUAGGACGACUUUUAAUCAACUUAUUAACUCACCUUGAUCAAAUCGGGAAUUGGCCGUGUCUCGCUGGCUGUAAGACGACGACAAAUAAAGAGAAUUUAAAAAAAAAA
Molecule: messenger RNA, 10686 nt
Organism: Phlebotomus papatasi
Lineage: Eukaryota; Metazoa; Arthropoda; Insecta; Diptera; Psychodidae
Gene: Ae2
Product: band 3 anion transport protein
Exons: 14
Coding region: 4412-8320 (1302 amino acids)
Biological process (GO): monoatomic anion transport; regulation of intracellular pH; transmembrane transport
Cellular component (GO): plasma membrane
Molecular function (GO): solute:inorganic anion antiporter activity; monoatomic anion transmembrane transporter activity
Source: RefSeq, a predicted model, not a curated record